This is a messenger RNA of Vidua macroura (Pin-tailed whydah), 1647 nucleotides long. RefSeq names its product ubiquitin specific peptidase 21 (gene USP21). Gene Ontology annotation, molecular function: cysteine-type deubiquitinase activity. Lineage: Eukaryota; Metazoa; Chordata; Aves; Passeriformes; Viduidae. The record is from RefSeq and is a predicted model, not a curated record. Gene Ontology annotation, biological process: protein deubiquitination. Gene Ontology annotation, cellular component: cytoplasm.
GGAACAAAGAUGGCGGCGGGUGCGGCGGGAGUUGUUGCCAUGGCGGCCCGCGGGAGGGCCCCCGCCGACGGGACGCUGUGUCCGGCCGCCGGCCGCGGGGGGCUGUGAGCAGGCCCCGCCAUGCCCCAGGCCUCGGAGCACCGCCUGGGCCGCGCCAGGGACACCGGCGCCGUGGUGACCGCGCAGCCCCGGGCGGGCUCCCGCUUGCCCAGCGGCCACCGAGCGCUGAGCCAGGAGCGCCAUGCGGCCCCCAACGGGCUCUCCCCGGCCCCCAAACUGCGCCUGCUGCCCCCCCGGCCGCCGCCGACCCCCGACGACCCCCGGCCCAAGAAGCUGGAGCUGGAGCGGGGCCGGGCGGCCAAGCGGGGGGACCCCGCUCCCCGCGGGCCGGGGGGCCGCCGGGGGCCGCUCAAGGCCGAUCACGGCGUGAGGGUGCCCGGGGGGGCCCCGCAGGUGCCCGGCAGCGCUUCCUUCUCGCUGCCCAGCGCGGCCGAGCGGCGCCGGAGCAACCUGGCCCGCUCCAAAUCGACCCACCACACGCUGCUGCUGGGCUCGGGCCACGUCGGCCUCAGGAAUUUGGGCAACACGUGCUUCAUGAACGCCGUGCUGCAGUGCCUGAGCAGCACCAAACCUCUGCGGGACUACUGCCUGCGCCGGGACUUCCAGCAGGAGAGCCCCCCCGGCCCCCGCGCCCCCCAAGAGCUCACCGAAGCCUUCGCCGAUGUCAUCGCCGCCCUGUGGCACCCCGACUCCUCCGAGGCUGUCAACCCCGGGCGCUUCAAGGCCGUGUUCCAAAAAUAUGUGCCCUCCUUCACGGGCUACAGCCAGCAGGACGCGCAGGAAUUCCUCAAGUUCUUCAUGGACCGGCUGCACGUGGAGAUCAACAGGAAGGGCCGGCGCACGCCCAGCAUCCUGUCGGACACGCGGAGACCCCCCGGCCCUGGAGGACCCCGAAACGCUCAGGUGAGAGGGGAGGGAGGGAUGCUGGGGAAGGGGGAACUCCGCGACGACGAACGCGCCAACCAGAUGUGGAAGCGCUACCUGGAGAGGGAGGACAGCAAGAUCAUCUCUUUGUGGGGGCAGCUGAAGAGCUGCCUCAAGUGCCAGGCCUGCGGCUACCGCUCCACCACCUUCGAGGUGUUCUGCGACCUCUCGCUGCCCAUCCCAAAGAAAAGCUUUGCCGGGGGCAAGGUCUCGCUCCACGACUGCUUCAGCCUCUUCACCAAGGAGGAGGAGCUGGACUCGGAGAACGCCCCGGUGUGUGACAAGUGCCGGCAGCGCACGCGGAGCACCAAGAAGCUGACGAUCCAGCGCUUCCCACGCAUCCUGGUGCUCCACCUGAACCGUUUCUCCACCACGCGCUACUCCAUCAAGAAAUGCUCCGUCUUCGUGGACUUCCCGCUGCAGCAGCUCAACCUGCGGGAGUUCGCCCAGCGAGAAGGCGGCCCCGUCUACAGCCUGUACGCGCUGUGCAACCACUCGGGCAGCGUCCACUACGGGCACUACACGGCCUUCUGCCGCGACCCCGCCGGCUGGCGCGUCUACAACGACUCCCGCGUCUCGCCCAUCAGCGAGAACCAGGUGCCGUCCAGCGAGGGCUACGUGCUGUUCUACGAGCUGGAGGAGCCCCCCGGCCGCAGAGCCUGA